AUGGCGGAGGAAGCAUGGCUCCCAUACUUCAGGGACAUACUCACACGGCUGAACAGGCACUUCCAAAAGUUCUGGCAGCGACUUGAACGUGCACUCUGUCCACCUGCACCACCACAGCUGUGGACGAGCGGUCCUACCAUCCCACCAGCGAACACCUACUGCUUACCGCGGAGACCACCUCCCAAGCUUACAGCACCGACAGUGGGAAAAAUUCCUAUGUGGCGGCGGCCCCAGUGGCGCUCCCCACUCAGACAUAAAGCAACGACACGGAAGCAACCCAGAGGAACCUGCACGGGGUCACAGCCGCAAAAGCCGCUUGGGACGAACCAGGCGGCCACGAAAGGCACAGGGCUCCCCCUCAGGCUGGACACUGACAAUGCCACGGAGAAACCGGCAGACACCACCUGGAGCAGUAAUGAUCCGUGA
This is a messenger RNA of Pelobates cultripes (western spadefoot toad), 426 nucleotides long. Lineage: Eukaryota; Metazoa; Chordata; Amphibia; Anura; Pelobatidae. The record is from the annotation of a GenBank genome assembly.